Sinocyclocheilus grahami is the source of this 657-nucleotide messenger RNA. Its product is annotated as poly [ADP-ribose] polymerase 10-like. Gene Ontology annotation, molecular function: nucleic acid binding. The transcript is spliced from 5 exons. The record is from RefSeq and is a predicted model, not a curated record. Bases 129 to 644 code for a protein of 171 amino acids. Lineage: Eukaryota; Metazoa; Chordata; Actinopteri; Cypriniformes; Cyprinidae.
UUAUUUCCUUGUGCGGCGAAAAACUUCUGAAAUCGCGGAGACAUCGUUAAGCGUAUAUUCAUCGGCAACCGAAGUAGCGAGUCACAGCGGCAGCGGCGGUGGGCAGGGGUCAGGGGUCAGGGGUCAGGAUGGCUGAGGGCAGCCUGGAGGAGCGCAGUUUGGAGAUUCUGGAUAUUCCUGAUGAUUUGGACGAUGACCUUCUGUCUCUCUACUUCGAUAACAAGCGACGCUCUGGAGGAGGGAACGUGGUCUCUUUGGAGAAGCAUGGAAACCAUGCCUUGGUGGUUUUUGAAGAUGCAGAGACUGCUGCCAGAGUUGUCUCCAAGUCCCAUGUCCUCCAGAAUAACACACUGACAGUGCGGAGGAAACCACCAAAGGACCCUGGAAAGCUGUUGCUGAAAGGGCUCAAUCCACACACUUCACUGGACCAUGUGGAGCUUUAUGUGGAAAAUGUUACUGGGAUGUGUUGUGAAACAGACUUCAUCCUAUAUCUGUCUCCGAACAAGGAUCUGGUUCUAGUGCACCUAAACAAACCUUUAGACAAAGGACACCUGUGUGAGCUGUGUGACUUUAUACAUCCACUAAACUUCACUAAAACAACAGCUACAGUAAAAACGACGAAGACAAUUCUGAGAAAAGCUUAAGCAGCAUUCGAAC